AUGGCUACUGCAGUCACUGCUGCAGUGUCUCUUCCAUCAUCAUCUAAAUCAUCUGCUUCUCUUUCCGCCAAAACUUCCAUCCUUUCAUCAGAAAGGAUCAGCUUUAACAAGGUUCCUCUGUACUACAGAAAUGUGUCUACAGGUGGGAAAUUUGUGACAAUCAGAGCCCAGGUCACUACUGAGGCACCUGCAACAGUUGUAAAGAAAGAAUCCAAGAAAGAUGAUGAAGGUGUUGUUGUGAACAAAUACAAGCCAAAGGACCCAUAUAUUGGAAGAUGCCUUCUUAACACCAAGAUUACUGGUGAUGAUGCUCCUGGAGAAACUUGGCACAUGGUCUUCACCACUGAAGGUGAAAUCCCUUACAGAGAAGGUCAGUCAAUUGGGGUUAUCCCUGAUGGAGUUGACAAAAACGGAAAGCCUCACAAACUGAGGUUGUAUUCAAUUGCUAGCAGUGCUCUUGGUGAUUUUGGAGAUUCCAAAACGGUCUCUCUGUGCGUUAAGAGGCUUGUUUACACCAACGAUCAAGGAGAAAUAGUUAAAGGAGUUUGUUCUAACUUCUUAUGUGACUUGAAACCUGGAUCUGAAGUGAAGAUCACAGGACCUGUUGGGAAAGAAAUGCUUAUGCCAAAGGAUCAAAAUGCCACCAUUAUUAUGCUUGGCACUGGAACAGGAAUUGCUCCUUUCCGUUCUUUCUUAUGGAAAAUGUUUUUUGAGAAGCACGCAGAUUACAAGUUCAAUGGUUUGGCAUGGCUGUUCUUGGGUGUUCCAACAAGCAGCUCACUGCUUUACAAGGAGGAAUUUGAGUUGAUGAAAGAAAGACACCCAGAGAACUUCAGAGUAGAUUUCGCAGUCAGCAGAGAGCAAACCAACGAGAAAGGUGAGAAGAUGUACAUCCAAACAAGGAUGGCUCAGUAUGCAGAAGAGUUAUGGGAGCUACUGAAGAAAGACAACACCUAUGUGUACAUGUGUGGACUCAAAGGAAUGGAGAAAGGAAUUGAUGACAUUAUGGUGUCAUUGGCAGCCAAAGAUGGGAUUGAUUGGAUUGAGUACAAAAGGCAGUUGAAGAAGGCUGAGCAAUGGAAUGUGGAAGUCUACUAA
Molecule: messenger RNA, 1098 nt
Organism: Oldenlandia corymbosa var. corymbosa
Lineage: Eukaryota; Viridiplantae; Streptophyta; Magnoliopsida; Gentianales; Rubiaceae
Source: the annotation of a GenBank genome assembly